Molecule: messenger RNA, 2832 nt
Organism: Glossina fuscipes
Lineage: Eukaryota; Metazoa; Arthropoda; Insecta; Diptera; Glossinidae
Gene: nompB
Product: intraflagellar transport protein 88 homolog
Exons: 9
Coding region: 1-2832 (943 amino acids)
Biological process (GO): intraciliary transport; non-motile cilium assembly
Cellular component (GO): non-motile cilium; centriole; ciliary base
Molecular function (GO): kinesin binding
Source: RefSeq, a predicted model, not a curated record
AUGAGCGAAGAGAACGCUUUGCAGGAGGCAUCUGAGGAUUCCUCAGUUGCGGUUCUUCCGAAUCCCAAUCAAAAGGUGCCACCACCAACAGCGGCUGGCCGCCCACCCACGUCUUUGCUUUUCUCGCGCGGUAAUUUAAUCAGCAGCCGUAUUGGAAGCGAUAAAACUGCUUUAGCUCGUCCAUCGACAGCCGUACGUGGUGUUGGCUAUGAAGGAAAUAGCACAAGCACGGCUGGUUUUGAUCAGUUCUUCGUGGAGAAGGCUAAACAGCAAGCCUUGUCAUCAGCCAAUGCUGCGGUAGAAGCUACCAAAGAAAUCAGUCCACAGAUGAAAUAUAAAAAUUUAGAAGGCAAAAUAACAAAACUGCUGGAGUCCUCAGUGCUUUUGUCAGCUCGCGCUCUUUCUCGCACAAAAAUUGCGAACGAAAGCGACGUCGGUCACGGACAAGCAGCAUUGCCCGCUGAAGUAAAGGCAUCGUUGGCUGAGGGCUUGAAUAAAGCUAAGGAGGCCUUUUCUUUAGAUCGUACCUUACAUCGAUUUCGGGAUCAACACGGAGAAAAUAUAUUUCACAAUUUCGAUUUAACAUAUGCGGUUUUCUUUAAUCUUGCGGAGCAGUAUGAACGCAAUGACAUGAAUAUUGAAGCGCUCAACACGUACAGCAUUAUGACAAAAAACAAAAUGUUUCCGCAUGUGAAUCAAUUAAAGCUGAAUAUGGGAAACAUUUAUUAUCGUAUGGGUAUCUACCCCAAGGCUAUUAAAAUGUAUCGCAUGGCCCUCGAUUCGGUGCCGAGCAAUUUAAAGCAAUUACGUCUGAAAAUAACGCAGAAUAUCGGUUUACUGUUUGUGCGAAUGGGCCAAUAUGCCGAUGCGGCGGCCAGCUUUGAGUUCAUCAUGUCUGAACGGGGAGAUAUCCGCAGUGGAAUACAUUUAAUACUUUGCUAUUACGCGAUGGGAGAUGUUGAUAAAAUAAAACAUACAUUCAGAAAUUUAUGUGAUAUACAACCGACUGAGGCCGAAAAGGAUUUGGAAAAUGAAAGCAGCAUUAUUAAAUUGCAGCAGCAUAUUGCAAGCGAACAACAACAUCAAAGCACACAACUCAACUCGUCUAAAAGAUUUUCGCAGCAGCAGCAAUAUCAGCAGAAUGAAUGUGAACAAACGACGACAGCGGAAAUAGAGGUUAUCGACGGCGAAAAUGCCGGUGCACUAGGUGAAGAGUUCGCCAUGAAUGCAAUUGAUACGAAUCGCAAUGGCAACUGUGUCAGUGGUUUUGAGCAAAGGCCGAAAACGGGUUUAAAGACUGCUGCGAAUCGUAAUAAUUACAUUUUGCAAACGCUUAAAUCCGAUGAGCUGGCGAUUUACGUCAAGCAACGCAAGAUUACUGAAAAGCGAGCCAUAACUAUGAUUGUCGAUUUAAUUUCGCCAAUUAUUGAGGAGAACUACAAUGACGGAUACAAUUGGUGUAUUGAGGUCAUUAAAACGUCCCAUUUAGCGUGGCUAGCCAGUGAAUUGGAAUUGAAUAAAGCCCUGGUAUAUCUACGUCAAAAUGAUGUCAAUCAGGCGAUUGAGACUUUGCAGAUGUACGACCGUAAAAGUGAGGGUUCAAUGACAGCAAGUGCUUUAACUAAUCUAAUAUUCAUUUAUAUAAAUAUGGACAACCUGGAUAUGGCUACGCACUGUGUAAGCCAGCUAAAUGAGAUCGGAGCGUUGCAAACGAAUGCAAUGGCUCUCGUCAAUGCCAGCAUUAUCGAUUAUCGUAAACAGAAUUACACUGCAGCACGUAAUAAGUUGGAGAGAGCGCUACAAAUACAACCCGACAAUUUUGAGGCUAAUUACAAUUUAGGUCUUGUGGCGUUACAGGAGAAUGAUUUGGCCGUGGCCGAGGAGCAAUUUGAGCAUUUAAAGGCCGAGUUAAUGGUGCCACAUUCCGUACAGCAUAGUCACGUUUAUUAUCAGCUGGCCAAACUGCAAGAGAAAUUGCAUGCUUCGUCCGUUGCAGGUCCUAGCUAUAGACUUAAUAGCUCCUCCGCUGCCCUUCAAUUAUACUUACAAGUGUUGGGGAUAUCGGCGGGUGAGAUUGAUUCGCGUUUUUAUGAAAAAGUUGGCUCCAUAUACGAACAACUAAACGAUCAUCAGGAGGCCAAUCAAUAUUACAAUGAAGCCUAUCGUAUUAAUCCCAGUGAUAUUAAUAUCGCCAGUUCGAUUGGCUCGUAUUAUAUCAAAUUGCAAGCAAUUGAAAAGGCUUUGUAUUACUACGAGCGAGCAGUUUUAGCCGACCCAAAUGAUCCAAAUUUAAUGCUACGUGUAGCCAGCUGUUAUCGCAACUCCUAUUUACCACCCAAGCAGUAUUUACGUAUGUUUGAAAACAUUUAUUCACUCUUUCCCGAAAACGUGAACUGUGUUCGAGCGUUACUUCAAGUAACCAAAAGCUUAGGAAUGACCGAACUGACUGAAAAAUAUACUCAAGAAUUGACACGACUUCAGAAAGCGCAAAUGGAACGCGAAAAUGAACAGCGUUAUCAGCAGCAACGUCUCUCAUCCGCGCCUUCAAGUCGUCUGGGCAGCAGUAAAUUGAAAGUUCGUAACCAAAUUGAAAACAAUCCGUACUUCCUGACAAAUGCGGAUAAUGAUAGUAUUUCGAGUGCGAUAACCUCCAAAUUUAAGGGCGAUCAUUAUGAACGUAUUGUUGAACCAAUGCUCACAAUUGCUCAGCAUACGGAUCCUUUAGGUCCACCGCCGCAAUUUGAGCGGCCUCGUACGGGCAUGCAUAGUACCGAAUUAAGCCAAGAAUCAGACGAGGAAGAAAUAAACGCUGAAAGUCUAUUACCAUUGUAA